Drosophila montana is the source of this 2291-nucleotide messenger RNA. It is a transcript of the gene bumpel, whose product is annotated as brother of rumpel. Gene Ontology annotation, molecular function: symporter activity. NCBI's taxonomy places the organism in Eukaryota, Metazoa, Arthropoda, Insecta, Diptera, Drosophilidae. Gene Ontology annotation, biological process: sodium ion transport; transmembrane transport. The coding region runs from base 427 to 2202 and encodes 591 amino acids. The record is from RefSeq and is a predicted model, not a curated record. The transcript is spliced from 8 exons. Gene Ontology annotation, cellular component: membrane.
UUUAGUACUAGCAGUUGAUCAUUGUUUGGCAUGCGAGAAAUAUAAAUUAUGCAAAUUUCUUGUGCGUUUUGGGGGUCAACAAUUUUAUCCAGAUAUAGACAGGCCCCAAAAUCACUUUAUAUGUAAGGUCACAACUACGAAUAUGUAGCAACUGGACGCUGAAGUGUCGCAAUUCUCUCUAAGUAAAACACGGCAACUGAUUAACUAAAAUAAACCCAUGUGUGUGGAUUUUGUGUGCCGCCCGAAACCUAAAUUGCCCGACAAUUGACAAUUGAGCGAAAUUGGAUUGAAUCACAGAGCCGACUAGCGCCCAGUACAGCGAAUGGAACCCACUGAUUCAGUGAGUCACAGACAGAUGUAAACGCAGCGCGCCUUAGUCCACGCUGUGACCGCAGAGAGCUAAAACCCCUGAUCGGAACUUGGAAAAUGAAUAAUAUCGAUGAUGUUCUGGGAGUGUUGCAGCGAUUUUCAUGGCCCGAUUAUGUUGCGUUUGUGGCCAUGUUUCUACUUUGCAUUGGCAUUGGCAUCUACUUUGGCUUCAUGAACAAAUCCGUCUCCGAGGAUGAUUACAUGCUAGGAGGACGCAAAAUGCUGGUGGUGCCCAUUGCGUUCUCACUGGUGGCCAGCUUUAUUUCUGGCAUUACAUUACUUGGACUGCCCACCGAAGUGUACUCGUAUGGUAUACAGUAUCUAUAUGUAUCACUCGGAGUCAUAGGCAUGGGAAUUGUGAUGGGAGUCUUUUAUUUGCCCGUUUUUCAUGAUCUAAACAUUACGUCCACCUAUGAGUAUUUGGAGGUUCGCUUUGAUCGCCGGCUGCGCCUCUUUGGUUCCAUAAUGUUCGCUAUUAUGAAUGUAGCAUAUCUGCCCAUUGUGAUCUAUGUGCCGGCACUUGCCUUCAACCAGGUAACGGGCAUAGGUGUGCACACCAUUACGCCGAUUGUGUGCAUCAUUUGUGUGUUCUAUACAAGCAUGGGCGGCCUUAAGGCCGUCGUGUGGACGGAUGUGGUGCAGGCAGUAUCCAUGUUGGGCGCCCUAGCACUGGUCGCUAUAAAGGGCAGCUUGGAUAUUGGCGGCGCCAGUGUGGUAUUGGAACGUGCUUGGCAUUCGAACAGACUGGAGGCACCCGACCUCAGCAUUGAUCCCACAGUGCGUCACACAUUAUGGUGCCUAUUCUUUGGAGGCAUUGUCUACUGGACGCAGACCAAUGCGGUCUCCCAGAACAUGAUACAGCGCUAUCUAUCGCUGCCCACGUUGGCGGAUGCUCGCAAGGCUUUGGUCAUCUUUUGUACCGGAGUCUUGAUCCUGAUGGCCUUGUGUGGCUACAAUGGACUGCUCAUCUACGCUACAUAUCAAAAUUGUGAUCCACUAACUACCAAGCUGGCCAAGGCACGGGAUCAGCUUUUGCCGCUUUUUGUCAUGGACACGCUGGGCGAGCUGCCUGGAAUGACGGGUCUAUUUAUUUCUGGCGUCUUUAGCGCUGCCCUGAGCUCACUCUCAACCUGUCUGAACUCAAUGUCCGCUGUGGUAUUGGAGGACUUUGUGAAGCCGUAUGUUAAGAAGCCGCUAACAAAUCGGGCCACCAAUUGGAUCAUGCGUCUGGUUGUAGUGGGCAUAGGAGUGCUUUGCGUGGCCCUAGUUUAUGUUGUGGAGCAUAUGGGUACUGUGCUGCAGCUGACCAUGAGCCUAGAGUCAAUCACAAAUGGGCCACUCUUUGGCAUCUUCACCAUGGGCUUGAUUAUGCCCUGGAUUAAUGGCAAUAGCGCAAUGCUCGGCGGCUGCGUGGGCGUCGCUGUAAUGUCUUGGGUCAGCUUGAAUGCACAAUGGGCCAUCGCAUCGGGCGCCAUUCGCUAUCAAACCAAACCAUUAAACGUUGAACAGUGCAGCUACAGCUUCGAUGCAGCUGCUCUGGUGUCCAGCGCAACCAACGCCACCCAUCUGAAUGGGCCAUCAGCGGAGGAUAUUUUCCCAUUGUAUCGGAUAUCAUAUAUGUGGUAUACGACGUUGGGCGCCUCAGUUACUAUAAUCAUUGCACUGCUCAGCACUCUAGUUUUUGGCACUAACAAUCCCAACAAAGUUGAUCCUGUACUGCUCACACCUUGCAUUCGAAAGUACUUUAGGUUUGAUUCACACCAGCCAACGAACGUCUACAAGGUCGAACUUCCGCUGCAGCACAAGCUAUGCAGCGAUGAGGUGGCUCUUUAGUUGGUCGUGAUAUGAAAAUCAAAUAUAAUAUUGAAUAUAUAUACAUACAUAAUACACCAUAUAAUUUUUCAAAAUAAAUCCAAUUUUUA